Messenger RNA from Sodiomyces alkalinus F11, 677 nucleotides. RefSeq names its product Metallo-dependent phosphatase. The transcript is spliced from 3 exons. Gene Ontology annotation, cellular component: nucleus; cytosol. The record is from RefSeq and is a predicted model, not a curated record. Gene Ontology annotation, molecular function: protein serine/threonine phosphatase activity. Lineage: Eukaryota; Fungi; Ascomycota; Sordariomycetes; Glomerellales; Plectosphaerellaceae. Bases 198 to 554 code for a protein of 118 amino acids.
CAGAAUAAGUCAAGCUAACCGAUCCCAGGGUGUUCAAGUUGUUUUCUGAGAGCUUUUCGGCCUUGCCCUUGGCGACACUUAUUGGACACAAAUAUUUGGUCCUUCACGGAGGGUUGUUUUCAGAUGACAAGGUCACAUUAGACGACAUCCGGAAACUCGACAGACACCAGCAGCGCCAGCCUGGACAAUCCGGGCUCAUGAUGGAGAUGCUGUGGACCGACCCUCAGGAGGAGCCGGGCCGUGGCCCCAGCAAGCGUGGAGUUGGCAUGCAAUUCGGCCCAGACAUUACGAAGAGAUUCUGCGAGAACAAUGGGCUGGAAGCUAUCAUUCGGAGCCACGAGGUCCGCAUGGAUGGUUAUGAGGUCCAACACGAUGGCCGUUGCAUCACAGUUUUCUCGGCCCCCAAAUAUUGCGAUUCCACCGAGAACAGGGGCGCAUACAUCAACAUCGGCCCUGACUACAAACUGCAUUAUGAGCAGUUCGACGCGGUCCCUCAUCCCGACGUUAAGCCAAUGGCGUAUGCCCAUAGCUCUCUAAUGUCGUCCCUCAUGUAGCGCUUGGGCCAUGUUGAUGGGUUGAUGCGGGAGCGAUGGAUUUGUACGAGUCGAGUGUUCCGGUUUGGCUAUUACCGCGAAGGCAUUUUUCGGGGCAUACAGGUGGCACACGUCUGCUACGGC